AUGUGGACCAAAUGUGCCAAGGAAGUUGAUAAUGUACAGCAGAUCAUGAGGAUGCUGAAAUCUUACUUUGGACGCACGGAAUGGGUGGUGGCGAAUAUAUUGGAAACACUGAGAAACCUGGAGAGCAUCAAGGAGGGAAACAUCGAGUCCUUUCGUGUUUUCUACAACGCGGUGAUUGGAACCAAGGUUGCGAUGCAGAAUGUCAAGGCGGAUAAUUACUUGAUGAAUCCGGAACUCAUCUCACACCUGACUGAAAAACUGCCUGCAUUCAGCAAGCAGAUGUGGGUUCGACACAAGGCCGCUUUGAUGAAGGAAGAUGUCGUAAUCGACUUCAACAUUUUCUCUCGCUGGUUGGAGGAUGAGAUGGACAAUCAACUCGCAAGUCUAAAUCCUGUCUUCAGUGCCAAGAAAUCAAACUUCUCACUGAAGCCGAAGCAGAUUGUUCUCAACGUCAACAGUCGUGAGGCCGAAGAGACAGCGAAGUGUCCGCUAUGCUCGUCAAGAUCGCAUGAUAGUUUGGAGAAGUGCGAGCAAUUCCGCAAGUUAUCUGUUGCUCAACGUCGGUCUGCUGCUAAUUCUUGCAAGGUCUGCUACACCUGUCUGAGCGCGGAUCACACAAGAAGAAACUGUAAAUCCAAGAAGAAGUGUUCGAUGUGUGAGAAGAAUCAUCACGAACUGGUCCAUAAUGAUGAACUUCCAAUGACCACCGCGUCUCGCCGACCGGAUACUCAAGACAGUCAGAUGAACGUAUGUAACGUGAACGGUAAAAACGUCAACACACUGCUCCGAGUGGGAAAAGUGAAGAUUCGUGGUCCGAAUGCCGUCGAGGAAGUGUUUGCCCUUUUUGAUGAAGGUUCUUCUCUCUCGAUGAUGGAUGCUGCUGUAGCGACGAGGAUUGGAAUGCAAGGGCCGAUCUCUUCCGUGAAUUAUAGAUGGACUAACGGCAUUUCGCACAAGGAGGAACAUUCGAUGAUGUUAUCUUUCCAAAUCUCUGGACCGUCGGAACAAGCGAAAUGGUUCGUGGCAAACAAUAUUCGCACGGUGCAGAACAUCGACUUGCCACGGGUUAAAUUUGACGUUGACAGAGUAAAGCUGUUGUACUCGAUGUUGGAUGAGGAUAAACUGGCUGCAAUACAAGAUGCUCGUCCCUGUAUGCUGAUUGGUUCGAACAACGCUGGUCUGAUUGUACCCCUGAAGACGGUGCAAUACUCACUGAACGGUUUGCAGUUGACUCGGUGCCAUCUGGGUUGGACGAUUCACGGAGUAAUUGAACCGAACGCUGCUGGAUCAAACGAUCAUCAUGCUUUCCUGAUGUGUUCUGAAGACGAUGACACCGAGCUAACGGAUCUGGUGAAACAGAUGUACAAGGUGGAAGACUGCAAGCCACAUGCACUGCGUCGACUUCAAAUCACCGAGAAGAAGAUGGAUUCCGAUCCUGAUUUCGCUGAGAAAUACUGUAGUAAGAUCCAGGACUACGUGGAGAAGGGAUAUGCUCGAAAACUGGAGCCUGAAGAACUUGCUGAAACACCGAACACCUGGUAUUUACCUCACUUCAGCGUGGUAACUGCCGAUAAGUUCCGAUUGGUUAUGGACGCCAAGGCCAAAUCUCACGGAUUUUCGUUGAACGAUCUGCUACUGAAAGGUCCUGAUUUCGUUCCCGCAUUGAUUGUGAUCCUGAUGCGCGCUAGGAAGAAGAAGAUUGCUUUUGUGGCGGACAUUAUAGAGAUGGUCCAUCAAGUCAUCAUUCGUAGAUUGGAUCAGGACUCCCAGCGUUUCUUUUUCCGUGGUAUGGAUCGCUCUAGCCCCUCCAGCGUAUACAUUAUGAUGGUGAUGAUAUUUGGCGCUGUGUCUUCUCCUUCGAUGGCACAAUUCAUCAAAAACUUCAAUGCAAUGGAACUGGAAGAAAAGUACCCUGGCGUUGAACGAGCUGUGCUGGAACAACACUACGUCGAUGACUAUUUUGAUUGCGCGGACACGGAGGAAGAAGCCAUUGAACUGGUGCAGCGAGUGGUGAAGGCACAUGAUCACGGAGGAUUCAAACUGGUGAAAUUUGCAUCGAACUCUGAAACUCUUCUGGAUUCGCUUGACCCUUCUUUAGUAGCCGAGAAGAAAGGAAGUGACACUCGUGUACUCGGUAUCAGGUGGGAUCUUCUUUCAGAUGAAUUUGUGUUUCCGUUGGAUUUUCCAAAACUGGAUGAGAACUUCCGUACUGGUGGCACGGUGCCUACCAAACGGCAGCUGCUGAAGUUUAUGAUGAGCAUCUUCGAUCCAUUGUGUUUGCUCAGUCCGAUUACGAUACACCUGAAGCUUAUGUUCCAAGAACUGUGGCGGUUGCAAUCCGGAUGGGACGACGAAAUUCCUGAUAGCCUGGUCCCGAAAUGGAUGGAGUGGUUGAGCGAAACUGCUAAGCUGGAAGAAAUACGUGUUGCGAGGUGCUACUUCCCGGAGGUAUCGUCCUUUGCCGAUGCUGAGCUGCAUGCUUUCUGUGACGCAAGCGAUAAGGCUUUUGCAUGUGUGAUUUACAUGGUUCAUCGUCGAAACGGCAAGUCACAUGUUGCAUUGGUGUAUGCCAAGGCAAGAGUUGCUCCACUGAAAUCAUCGACGGUACCACGACUUGAGCUUCAAGGGUGUGUUCUUGCAAGUCAAAUGAUGAAGGUAGUUUAA
This is a messenger RNA of Ochlerotatus camptorhynchus, 2664 nucleotides long. RefSeq lists its product as uncharacterized. NCBI's taxonomy places the organism in Eukaryota, Metazoa, Arthropoda, Insecta, Diptera, Culicidae. The coding region runs from base 1 to 2664 and encodes 887 amino acids. The record is from RefSeq and is a predicted model, not a curated record. The transcript is spliced from 2 exons.